AUGGCUGACACCGCCGCCGCCCCUGCCGCCGCCUCUGCCACCAACGGCAACGGCAACACCAACGGCACUACCGAAAAGAAUCUCCAUCGUCCAGCAGGCAGCCCUGACGCCGUGGAAAUUGCCAAGCUCGCCGGCGGCAAGCCCGAUCCCAACGCCAACCAAGCUGAACUCGACAAGCUCGCCAAGCAGAUUGACGCUACCCAGAAGGAACUCAACCAGGUUCGAUCCCUUCUCUCGGGCGCUGGCCCCUCGAAGGACUCCCCCGCUGGUAUCCGUCGCACUCAGCUCCGCUCCGAACUCGAUCAGCUUCGCAACCAGCAGGCCGGAUCCAAGGGUGCUCGCGGUAAGACCCUCGAAGACCUUCGCACCCUCCAAGAAUCCAUCUCAAAGAAGGUCAAGGACCUCCAACACGCCAAGUCUAAGACUCCUUACAAGUCCACCGCCGAUGUCGAUUCUCGCAUCAAGCGUCUCGAGGAGCUCGUCGAGUCAGGGUCCAUGAAGCUCGUCGAAGAGAAGAAGGCUCUUAGCGAAAUCUCUCAGCUCAAGAAGAACCGUAAAACCGUCGAGAACUUUGACACUCUUCAGUCCCAGAUCGACUCUGACCGUGCUCAGGUUGAUGCACUCAAAGCCACCCUCGACAGUCCUGAGGCCAAAGCUCUGAACAAGCGCUACGAUGAGAUCAAGGCUGAGUUGGACGCCAUUCAGGCUGAGCAGGACAAGCAGGCUGGUAGCCGAGGAAAGCUUUUGGAUCAGCGAACGCAGUUGUCCGCUAAGCUCGACGCACUUUACCAAGCAAGAAGGGAUCGUCAGGCAGCCUUCCGUGUCGCCAACGACACCUUCUACGCCAAAUUGAACCAGGAACGCGAGAAGAGACUCCAAAAGCAACGCGAAGAACGUCAAGCCCAAGAAGCAGAGAAGCGCAGGGAACACGAACAGCAACUUCGUGAAGAAGCUUCCCUCCCCGCUUUCGCCAAGGAGAUCGAAGACUGCGAUGUGCUCAUCAACUACUUCUCCAAGGGCAGCGCUUCCUCCAACGAGAACGAGAAGAAAGACAAGCAGAAGUCCGUUGGCGGCAAGGCUCUCAACCUUCGGCAGGUGAACAGCGACGCUAUGGUUCCCAAAGGUGCAGUUCUGCACCAGAAGAAGGAAGAGGAAGAGACCUACUUUGCUGGAAACUCCAAACAGCGCAAGCCUAAGGGUAAGGGUCGUCGUGGUACUCCUCUCGAUCUCAAUGCUGCUGAGGGGGCGGAUGAGAACGCUGCGGCUGCGGGUGGUGCGGGUGAGAAGUUGAACGUUCCCCUCGGAACCCUUUCGGCUUUGUUGGCUCUCAGCAUUCCCCCUCCUGCAAAUGCAGCUGAUGUGGGUAGGGUGGUGGAGAACUUGAAGUUGAAGAAACAGUACUUUGUCAGCAACCAGGCUCGCGUUACAAGGGAGAACAUCGAGAGGGUGGAAAAGAUGCUUGCUAAGUCCAGCUUGAGUGAGAAGGAGGGCGAGGAGAAGAGCGAGGAGGUGAAGGCUUAA
Messenger RNA from Ustilago hordei, 1521 nucleotides. RefSeq lists its product as uncharacterized. The transcript has a single exon. Gene Ontology annotation, molecular function: mRNA binding. NCBI's taxonomy places the organism in Eukaryota, Fungi, Basidiomycota, Ustilaginomycetes, Ustilaginales, Ustilaginaceae. Gene Ontology annotation, cellular component: nuclear outer membrane-endoplasmic reticulum membrane network; ribonucleoprotein complex; endoplasmic reticulum. Gene Ontology annotation, biological process: intracellular mRNA localization. The record is from RefSeq and is a predicted model, not a curated record. Bases 1 to 1521 code for a protein of 506 amino acids.